AUGGCCUCCCGCUUGGCGAGAAGUGCUCUCGGGGCUGCCCGUCUCCGACCUAGCAUCGCUCCCCGCGCUCUGCCCGCCCUCUCGACCGCCAUCGCGGCGCGCAACAGCUCCGGUGUCCCCGCCCAGGACCCCAAGUCCAAGGCCCAGUCCCUCAUCGAUGCGCUUCCCGGCAGCAACCUCCUCUCCAAGUCGGCCAUCCUCUCGUCCUUCACCGGCCUCUCGAUCUAUGCCCUGAGCAACGAGUACUAUGUCGUCAACGAGGAGACCGUCGUCGCCUUCUGCCUUCUCAGCGUCUGGGCUGCCCUGAUCAAGUUCGGCGGUCCCGCUUACAAGGAGUGGGCUGAGGGUCAGAACAGGAAGAUCCUCGAUAUCCUCAACUCGGCCCGCGCCGACCACACCCAGGCCGUCAAGACCCGCAUCGAGGACGUCCAGCAGAUGUCCGGCGUCAUUGACGUCACGAAGAGCCUCUUCGCCGUCUCCAAGGAGACUGCCAAGCUCGAGGCUGAGGCUUAUGAGCUCGAGCAGCGCACUGCCCUUGCCGCUGAGGCCAAGACUGUUCUCGACUCGUGGGUGCGUUACGAGAGCCAGGUCAAGCAGCGCCAGCAGAAGGAGCUUGCUGCCACCAUCAUCGCCAAGGUCCAGAAGGAGCUUGAGAAUCCCAAGACCCUCCAGCAGAUUCUCCAGCAGAGCGUUGCCGAUGUUGAGAAGAUCGUUUCCGCCAAGCAAUAA
Podospora anserina S mat+ is the source of this 729-nucleotide messenger RNA. RefSeq lists its product as uncharacterized. Gene Ontology annotation, biological process: proton motive force-driven ATP synthesis. The transcript has 4 exons. The coding region runs from base 1 to 729 and encodes 242 amino acids. Gene Ontology annotation, molecular function: proton transmembrane transporter activity. NCBI's taxonomy places the organism in Eukaryota, Fungi, Ascomycota, Sordariomycetes, Sordariales, Podosporaceae. The record is from RefSeq and is a predicted model, not a curated record.